ACUACCACCAUCUCCUUCGAAGCUACCUAUUAUCGGAAAUAUGCAUCAUUUGAUCGGUUCCCAACCCCAUCAGGCUUUGAUAAAAUUAGCUCAGAAACAUGGAGCUCUAAUGCACCUUCAACUUGGUGAAAUCUCAUCAAUCGUUGUAUCACCGUCGCAUUUGGCUAAAGAAAUUAUGAAGACUCAUGAUCUUUCCUUCACGAACCGGUUAGAGAUUCUACUCAGCAAAAUCAUAACGUAUAACAGCUCAGACAUUGCCUUCUGCCCUUAUGGUGACUACCUGAGGCAGGUGCGAAAGGAUGUGUUUUCUGUUAGAACUGAAACUUCUUCCACAACGGUAGAAUGGGCUAUGUCCGAGAUGAUUAAAAAUCCAAUGUGAUAGCCAAAGCGCAAUCUGAAAUAAGGACAGCCUUCAAGGGAAAGUAAAUGUUUGAAGCAGAUGAUGUUCAAGAAUUGAAGUACCUAAAGUUAGUGAUCAGAGAAACACUAAGGUUACACCCUCCUCUCCCUUUGCUAAUCCCUAGAGAAUGCAGGGAGGAAUGUGAGAUUGAUGGAUAUGUCAUCCCUGUGCAAACAAGAGUCUUGGCAGUGGAAAGCGACCCGCAGUAUUGGGAUGAUCCAGAGAGUUUUAAACCAGAGAGAUUUGAAAAUAAUCCAGUUGAUUUUGCAGGAACUCAUUUUGAAUAUUUACCAUUUGGUGCAGGAAGAAGGAUGUGCCUUGGAA
Messenger RNA from Coffea arabica (coffee), 724 nucleotides. The record is from RefSeq and is a predicted model, not a curated record. NCBI's taxonomy places the organism in Eukaryota, Viridiplantae, Streptophyta, Magnoliopsida, Gentianales, Rubiaceae.